Molecule: messenger RNA, 1556 nt
Organism: Struthio camelus australis
Lineage: Eukaryota; Metazoa; Chordata; Aves; Struthioniformes; Struthionidae
Source: RefSeq, a predicted model, not a curated record
CAUACCCUUCCUUUCCAGGUGGUUGGAGGCAAAGUAAAGAAACCAGGCAAGCGAGGUCGAAAACCAGCCAAAAUAGACUUGAAGGCAAAACUUGAGAGGAGUCGUCAGAGUGCAAGAGAGUGCAGAGCCAGGAAGAAGCUGAGGUACCAAUACCUGGAAGAGCUGGUUUCAAGCAGAGAGCGAGCCAUCUGUGCUCUCAGAGAAGAGCUUGAAAUGUACAAGCAGUGGUGCAUGGCGAUGGACCAAGGGAAAAUCCCAUCUGAAAUAAAAGCCCUGCUAACUGGAGAGGAGCAGGGCAAAGCACAGCAGAACUCAACCAAACUUGCCAAGACUGGGAAGACAGAAGCAAACAGCAGCAAUCCCUGAGUCGAGUGCAGAACGUCAGCCCUGCAGCACAGAUAGCUUGGUAGCUAGCAGAAGAAUGCUGUUAUCAGAGAAGUGGAUGGAUUACUGGGUGCAGGUGGAAGGAUCCCAGUCUGCUGUCUUCUCUUUGCUCCUCCCCACAUGAAGCUCUGAUUGUGGUGUUCCUAAGCCUGUAUGGAGUGGGGCUUUUGGGGUAGUAGGUGUUUAUAUAAGUGGAGCCUUGUUCUUCCUUUCUCUGCCCUUUCCUCCCCAAACACAGCUAUGGCAGCUUUUUGGCAUACCCAGUAAGAGGUGGGGGCUGCUCUUGUGUUAAAGGCAUGAGCUCAGAAUUAGACUGGCUGUGUGGUCAGUAACUAUUGUGGGAGGCUGAGAGGUUCUGUAAAAUAAAAACAGGAGGAGGAUCUUGUAACAGCUUUGCUAAAGCUAAGUGGAAUACUGUAGGUCAAGGAAAAGGCACUUUUUGGACUCUCACUGAAUAUCAAAAGCUUUCAGUAAGAGGGUUUGUAGUAAUGUAAUUUGUAAACUAAAUAAAAACAGUACUUUCAGCAUCUUUUUAUAAUACAGCAUUUGUUUUGUGUUAUUGGUGCUGUUAUUGGUGCUCUUACAGAGAGGUACUAGAUCUAUUCCCUGCUUCUGUGCAUAUUUCUAUCACGGAAUGUAUUUCUUCUCCCUACCCCUGGUAUAUAGUUAAGGCAUCUCCAUUCACCCCACUUCCAGCAGUGGAACAACUGCUGCCUACUCCCACCCAUCAUGCCCAGCUUUUUUUUUCUGUACUCGGCUGCAUUUGGGACCUGGUUUCUUCCUAGCCUGAGACUUGAUAUAAACUCUGCUGUACUAGCCUGAUUUCCCAGCUAAAGAUGAUGCCAAGAACUGGUAGUAAGGAAAAGGAGCUGAAUCAGUUUGGCCUUGUGAUAAGAGGGGAUGGCAAAAGCCUUGUGAGCUGAUUUAUUCACUCAAGGUAUUGGUAGAUAACCUACCAUUUCCUUUAGACUGCACUUUAUCCUGUAGAUGCAUUUUUACAUGUAGAUGAUGCAAUGUGAAGAAGCAGAGCCCUCAGGAUUUUCAGUGGGGCUUUUGCUUGCUUGUCCUCUGUUUUGCUUGUGACAAUGUCUUUCUCUGUAUUUUAUGAAAUGCAUGGAACAUUUUUCAAUCUUACAUUUUCUUUUUUGUUUCAUAGAAUAAAUAUUAUAAUG